Vitrella brassicaformis is the source of this 2020-nucleotide messenger RNA. NCBI's taxonomy places the organism in Eukaryota, Vitrellaceae. The record is from the annotation of a GenBank genome assembly.
CGGACUUGGCCGCUUACGUCAAAAGAUCUCCCUACCAUGGCACUCAGGCUGCCCAUGCGGCUUUGUCUUCUGUUUCUGGCUGCUUGUCUUGUAUUGCCUCACUGUGGUGCACUUGAGCCCGUCAGCGGGUCUGCCGGGGUCUUGUUGCAGGUCAGACCCUCCAACCAGAGUCCAUGAGGGCGGUGCUGAUGCAUCUGUGUAUUCUCUGCAUCAGGGCCUGGGCGCGUUGACUCUUCUCAAAGGUGAACAACACGACGACUUGAUCUGUUCUGUGUCAGGCAGUCUGUCUGUCUGGAUGUGUUACUCAACGCUCUGCGCUACACAGGGGGGCGGCGCUUGACCAAACUGCUCGGCAGGUAUGUGCCCACCAGAGGCUUCGAUUGGCGGCCAUAUGCAGGUCAGCUGACUCCUGAACACCGCAACUCAUGGUAUUGACUGUCUUGGCUUGUCUUCUCCUGUCACGCAUGUCGGCGUCACGCAGGCGAUUGGGCCGUCAUCACAGGUGCGACACUCGCUCGUCAGGCUGUCUAAACAGAUUCAUCCACACCAUUCCAACUCUGUCUGUCUGCUUGUGGUCAGGUGCGUCCUAUGGCAUCGGGCGGAGUUAUGCGUUGGCGCUGGCCCGUCGCGGGGUGAACGUGGUGCUGAUAGCGCGGUCGCGUGACAAGUUGCAGCAGGUGGCCCGUGAGUGCGAGCACUACGGCGUGCAGGCAAGGGUGGUGGUGCUCGACCUCUUCGAAACCUCCGCUCUCGAAAUGCACAAAAAGGUCAGACACCAAUCCAUCCCUCCAUUCUUUGAACGGCAACUGCACGAGUGUUGAUGUGUAUUUCCUUCGUUGGUCGUAUGUCUGCAGGUGGAGAGGGCGUUGCGUUCGCUGCCUCACCGCAAGGGCGACAAUCCGCGAGUGACCAUCCUCAUCAACAACGUUGGUACGCACACUCAGCCCGCGACGAAAACACAUCUGCGCGGGGAAUGCGUGGACGUCUGUUUGCUUGCCUUUGUCUGCCUGUCUGUCUGUGUGGGUGUGUAUGCAGGUGGUAUCGGUCCGUCCACGAAGCGGUGGCUGGACGCCAACAGUCAGAUCUCCGCAUCGGGGGGAGUCAAGUUCGGCUUCCUCGACCUGCCAGUCACAUUCCCUCUCGAGACCAUACAGGUGGGUGGGUCGGGAUGCGUUCACGUCACGGCAAAGGAUCACGGUCGUUUAUUGCCCUGCUAUCGUGUCAGAUGAAUAUCGAGCCGAUGGUAGGAUCCUGCCUUGCCAGGCAGACGUUCCUCCACCCCGUGGUGUGCUUUGCAGGUAACCCUUACCCAUGCAGUGCUGCCGAUCAUCAAGGAGUCCAUCUGCGACCAGCAAGGAGACCCAUCAGACACGGCUCCCGCCACGCGGAGGAAGAAAGGCAUCGUCCUCAACGUCAGCAGCAUCGCCGCACUCAUCUACCUGCCCUUCAGUCGGCUACACACGGCACAACACAACACAACAUCGGCCAUUGUGUGAUGUGGUGCUUUCCUUUGUAGUUCCGGAGUACUGUGCAUCCAAGGCCUUCGUCAACGCGUGGACGGGCAACCUGGCCUGGAUGUUCAACCGCGAUGACAUCCUGAUGGAGGCGGCGAUGCCUGGAACAGUCGCCACCCCGCUCACACGCGGCCAGGGCGUUGACGCCGACGAAUACGCAGAAUAGUGAGCACAACGGACGCACGCGGACAGACAGACAUGCACAUCCCAUGCACCUACCUUUGGCGAUCCCCAUAUUGUCAGUUCCCUGAAGCGCCUUGGUUUGGAGGGCGCCAUCUCAGUGCCCCACCCCACCCAUGCGCGAGGUGCGGCCAUCAUCCGCGCGCUCGGACCGGCCGGGGCAGUCAGCACCAUGCAGCGAAUGCGCCGGAUCAGCGACAGCGCCAAGCGCCUUCUCGGGUGUCACAAGCAGUGAGAGGGGGUGUGACUGACGUGUGCAGACAGACAGACAGGUGUGGUCGGAUGACAGAAGUUUGGCUAGUAUACGUAUGUAGCGGUAUGUGUAG